CGCGUGUCUGCGUAUUUUCUGAACUUGCGCGCGGCUGCUGGUUGAGGAAAUUGUGGGGAUGCGGCCGCUGGAGGCGGCGGAGUGCCUCCUCGUCGUUCUCUAGGGAAAACGUCGCGGCCUCGGUCCAUCGCACUUUCCUUCCUUCCCUCACCAUUUCCUUAUUUCUCUUGCCCACAUCUGUGCAUUUUUGUGCCUCCAUUUGCCUUCAUUCUCUCUCUCUCUCUCUCUCUCUCCCCCCCCCCCCCCCCCCCCCCUUCUCUCUCGUUCUCGCUCGAUUUCUUUUGCCUUAUACUGCCCGUUUGCUUGUUUCGCUUCGUUGUUUUUCUUUGCCUAUGCUAUACCCGUACGUACUUUUCUUUUCUUCGUAGUAGUCUCUCUCUCUCUCUCAACCCCUCCUGGCUCUUCGUUUUCAUUCUUGUCGCCGCUCGUCCUGCGGGCGUCGAAGAUGGCGAUGGAGGUGACUCAGAUUUUGUUAAAUGCUCAGUCGUCUGAUGGAGCGGUAAGGAAUUUGGCGGAGGAUAGUUUGAAGCAGUUUCAGGAGCAGAAUUUCGCCGUGUUUCUUUUCUCUCUCGCUAAUGAACUCGCUAACAAUGACAAGCCCUCUGAAUCUCGGCGGCUGGCAGGUCUCAUUCUCAAGAACUCUCUCGAUGCGAAGGAAGUCGCGAGGAAGGCGGAGUUCGUGCAGCGAUGGGUGUCCUUGGAUGCUAUGGUGAAACUGCAGAUCAAGGCGGCGCUUCUGGCAACCCUAGGCUCGCCGGUUCCCGAGGCAUAUCACUCGGCAGCACAGGUUAUCGCGAAGGUCGCUUCCAUCGAGCUGCCACGUGGCGAAUGGCCAGAGCUUGUUCAAACUCUGCUGCAGAACAUGGGGGCACCGGGCAAUGAGCAGCCCGCCCAUCUGAAGCAGGCCACCUUGGAGUCGCUCGGGUACGUGUGCGAGGAGGUGCUGGCAAAUGUUUUGGCCCAAGAUCAAGUGAAUAGCAUCCUGACGGCUGUCGUUCAAGGGAUGAACGCUUCAGAGACCACUGGCGUCCGUCUGGCUGCUACCAAAGCUCUGUAUAACGCUCUGGACUUCGCUCAGACCAACUUCGAGAACGAGAUGGAGAGGAGCUACAUCAUGCAGGUGGUGUGCGAGGCAACUCAAAGCCCCGACAAGUUCGUACGACUUGCGGCUUUCGAGUGUCUGGUCUCCAUAGCCUCCACGUACUACGAGAAGUUGGCGCCAUACAUGGAGGACAUUUUCCACAUCACCUCCAAAGCAACGAGGGAAGACGAGGAGCCGGUCGCGUUGCAGGCAAUCGAGCUCUGGUCUUCAAUCUGUGACGAGGAGAUCGAGAUUCAAGAAGACUUUGCUGGGGACUCGGAGAUCACCAACUACCAUUUCAUCAAGCAAGCCUUGCCGGCCCUCGUUCCUAUGCUGUUGGAAACCCUCUCCAAGCAAGAGGAGGAUCAAGACGUGGACGAAGAUGUGUGGAAUCUCUCCAUGGCAGGUGGUAUCUGUCUCGGACUGGUUGCAAGGACAGUAGGAGAUGACAUCGUCGAUAUUGUGAUGCCGUAUGUGAAGGACAACAUCACAAAGCAAGAUUGGCAUUUCAGAGAGGCAGCGACUUAUGCUUUCGGCUCGAUCUUGGAAGGUCCGACGUUGGAGAAGCUGACGCCUCUCGUCAAUUCGGCUCUGGUCUUCCUGCAGAGAGCUAUGAAGGAUACGAACAACCAUGUGAAGGACACCACGGCGUGGACGAUUGGCAGGAUCUGCGAGUUUCUGCACGGCCCGACGAUCGAGGCUCCUGUCAUCACGGCGAGCAAUUUGCCAUCCCUCUUGCAAGUCCUCCUGGAGAGUCUGAGGGACACUCCCAACGUUGCGGACAAGGUGUGUGGCGCGCUUUACUUUUUGGCGCAAGGGUACGAAGACAGCGGGAUGUCCCCCUCACCGCUCUCUCCCUUUUUCCAGGCGAUUGUUGAAGCCCUGCUGGCAACUGCAGAUAGAGAAGACGCUGGAGAGACGAGGCUCAGAGCGUCGGCAUACGAAGCGCUCAACGAAGUUGUGCGGUCGUCGACAGAAGACACGGACGCCAUCGUCGUUCAAUUGAUCCCUGUAAUUAUGGACAAGCUGCUGAAAACUCUUGAGAUGCAGAUCGUAUCAACCGACGAGAGGGAGAAGCAGACGGAGCUUCAGGCGCUCCUAUGCGGCUCUCUUCAAGUUAUCAUCCAGAAGUUGAGCGGGACCGAGUCCAACAAGUACUCCGUCCAGCAGUAUGCUGAUCAAAUGAUGGCCCUGUUCUUGAGAGUGUUCGCGUGCAGGAGUGCGACUGUGCACGAGGAAGCUAUGCUAGCGAUCGGCGCCCUGGCGUAUGCGGUCGGCAAGGAAUUCGGGAAGUACAUGCCGGAGUUUUACAAGUACUUGGAAAUGGGGUUACAAAAUUUCGAGGAGUACCAAGUUUGCUCUGUCACGGUGGGUGUCGUUGGAGAUAUCUGCCGAGCCCUAGAUGAAAAAGUUUUGCCCUACUGCGACCGUAUUAUGUCUCAGCUUUUGACAGAUCUGUCCUCUAAUCAGCUGCAUCGGAGCGUGAAGCCGCCGAUUUUCUCGUGUUUCGGCGACAUCGCACUGGCGAUCAGCGAGAGCUUCGAGAAGUAUCUGCUGUACGCGGUGCCCAUGUUACAAAAGGCUGCGGAAAUGUCGGCGCAGCAGCAGGCGAGAGGCGACGAAGAACUCAUCGACUACAAUAAUCAGCUGAGGCGUGGCAUAUUCGAAGCCUACUCGGGUAUUUUCCAGGGUUUCAAGGGGAAGAAGCCUGAGGUCUUGGCGCCGUAUGCGGAGCAUAUCAUCUGCUUCAUCGAGAAUGUGUUUCAAGACAAGGAAAGGGACGAGAUUGUGACGAAGGCUGCAAUUGGAGUUCUUGGUGAUCUGGCGGACACAUUAGGUCCAUCUGUUGGCCCGCUUUUCGGACAGCAUCCAUUCUACAGAGAGUAUGUGGAAGAAUGUCUGCAUUCAGAAGACAAUCAAUUGACAGAGACAGCAGAGUGGGUGAAGGGAAGGAUUGCUGUGGUAGUCGGUGGUGCCAGCAGCUGAAAUUGACGGAUGGAGUUGAGUCGGAGAUUCUCUUGCAGAGAUGGGGAAGGGUGGUUGCAAUGAUGCAGGGCGGGGGGGUUAAGGGUGCGGUGGGUAGGAGAGGGGCAUGUGUGCUGUUUGAGAGAGAGAGAGAGAGAGAGAGAGAGAGAGAGAGCGGCAAUUAGGAAAUAGGUGUUUUGAAGUUGAGUCAUAGUCAUUUCAUUCUGUAAUAUUGCACUGUUAUGUGUGUUAAGUCCUUGGUGGCCGGGUCUUCAUUCGGACCUGGCAAACCUUUGCCGUGGUGCAUUGCUCAUUUUGCCUACACUUCAACGGGUCAAACGGUCGUCAUGGUGAGAGGUGGAUUUCGGAGAGGGAGGUGGUGGUCGUUUCUUUCCUUCAAGCCUGGGACUCCAUCUUCUGACGAUUGCAGUCGACCACUCGUUUGUUUUUUGUUUUUUUUUUCCCCCCUUCUAGCAGGUGGUCUGUGAUAGAUGCGUCUUCUUUGGGCAGUAUGUGCAUGAAGGUGUGCUGCUGGCAUGCGAUCUCUUGCCAGUUUUUCUCCUAUCUUCUUUUAUCUCGUCUUAUUGCUACUUGUUGUUAAGCCCUUUAGUGACAGGACAUGUCCUUCUCUCCUUGUCUCGUUCCCUCUGCAAAAGUCUUGUCUGGAAGGAUGCUUGCAUGUUCUGAUUAGGUUGUUGUUCUUAUUGGUCUUUGGCGUAGCUCGUGGAGAUGAGGUAAUGGUGGCUCGGAGGAGAAGGGUUGGACUCCAGCUAGCCUCUCUUGCAGUCGUACACAGGGGGGUGUAGGAGGGAGAGGAUUUGCUGAGGCGGAGUAGUGGAACAAAGGGGAGAUUUGAGAAAAAUGGGUGGUUUGAUUUGUUGCCUUGAUUGUGAUGUUUGCACGGUUUUAGUCCAAUCUCUUACCUGUCUCAUUGCCUCUUGUUGAGCGGUCGAGUGACAUGAUGGACGCUCUCCUUCCCGUCGCUUCCCGGUCUCUUUCUUUGUUCUUUGGAAGGAUGCUUGUUUCCUCUGAUUUGUUGUCUGUAAUGGUGAGGUGCUGGUGGCUGGUUGGCUAUUCUGCGGAAAGGAGAGCGAGGGAUGGUAAUUGCUAAUUUCUGCUGCAAGCCUUGUGUUUGCGAUCACAAACGUGUGACGAUUAUUUGUCGAAAGGAGGGGCGGGGGGKGGGGAGGGGAAGGAGAGGGGUGAACCGAUGAAGGGAGAGAGCGGCGGAAAGCAGUUAGAUUUGUCCUCUUGGUCCGUUGAAGAGGCAAUCCACGGUUUGCAUUCAAUAAUUGCCUGCAGAGGGGGAGCUAUUUUUGGUUUCCCUUUGAGCAUAUUAAUUACGAGACAAUCUAGGUUCCUUUUCUCUCCCUCCCAACGAAGAGGCAUACUUUCAUUCAUUUUCUGUUUGCAGGACGCUCAUUUAUAUUAGGUGCGGAUGCAGUGGAUCACAUCGUUGCUGGUGCUGUCGGUGUUUGCAUGUUUGGAUUUGGCUGUUUACAUGAGCAUUAUUCGAAUUUGUUGAUAAUGGUUUCGAUGAUGGUUUUGAUGAUGGUUGGUUUUGAUUGCGGAAAUUAAGGCUUGAUUGAUGAGUUGAGGGGGUUAUUACAGCUGAGGCAGUCAUGGGUCAUAAUGACGACGUUGAAAAGGGGUGGUUUCGGAUAAGUAGAUGAUGCGAGCGAAUGGGUUGUUCUCCCAGGACGGAGGCAUCUUUGGAUUGGUAGAAGAGAUGGCAGAUGUGGUGGUCCCGGUGAUGCUUUCGAAGAUGGCGAUGGAGGUCGAGACAUAUGGUUCUUUGUACCAGAGGUAGGCAUUCCGCUGAGAUCGUGAUGUGGCGAGUGCAUUUGAGCCUUUGGAACAAGGCAAGCUUGCAUCUUUUUAUAUGCCCCCUUCCGAGCACUACUAAAUA
This is a messenger RNA of Chara braunii, 4955 nucleotides long. The record is from the annotation of a GenBank genome assembly. Lineage: Eukaryota; Viridiplantae; Streptophyta; Charophyceae; Charales; Characeae.